Molecule: messenger RNA, 2919 nt
Organism: Salarias fasciatus (jewelled blenny)
Lineage: Eukaryota; Metazoa; Chordata; Actinopteri; Blenniiformes; Blenniidae
Gene: cyp51a1
Product: cytochrome P450, family 51
Exons: 10
Coding region: 126-1625 (499 amino acids)
Molecular function (GO): heme binding; iron ion binding; oxidoreductase activity, acting on paired donors, with incorporation or reduction of molecular oxygen
Source: RefSeq, a predicted model, not a curated record
CUGACAGGUAGAAGAUUGGGGAAAUAUCACCAACUGUCCACUUCAGCUCCCCGUCAGACCUUCUGGACCGUGAGGGACUCGCAGGUCGCAUUUCCCGUAUCUCUUGUGGCGCACGAGGAGCUACGAUGUCGAUGCACCUGUACCAGAUCAGCAGCCGGCUGCUGGUGGACACCGUGGAGAGGAUGAACGACAACCUGACCUCCGUGGUGCUGGCCGCCUCUGUCAUCACCCUGACUCUGGGUUACGUCUCCAAACUCCUGCUCAGACAGUCUGCUGACAGCGGCCAGAAACAUCCGCCCUACAUUCCCUCCAGCAUCCCCUUCCUUGGACAUGCCAUUUCAUUUGGAAAAAGUCCCAUUGAGUUUCUGGAACAAGCUUAUGAUAAAUACGGCCCCGUGUUCAGCUUCACCAUGGUGGGGAAAACGUUCACCUACCUGCUGGGCAGUGAAGCCGCCGCGCUGAUGUUCAACAGUAAGAACGAGGACCUGAACGCCGAGGACGUGUACUCCAGGCUGACCACGCCGGUGUUUGGUAAAGGAGUGGCCUACGAUGUGCCCAAUCCUAUCUUUCUGGAGCAAAAGAAGAUGUUGAAAACUGGACUGAACAUCGCUCAUUUCAAGGAACAUAUCAAGAUCAUCGAGGCAGAAACCAUCGAGUAUUUCCAGAGAUGGGGAGACAGCGGGGAGAGAAAUCUGUUUGAGGCGUUGUCUGAGCUGAUCAUCCUGACGGCCAGCAGCUGCCUGCACGGGAAGGAGAUCCGCAGCAUGCUGGACGAGCGAGUGGCUCAGCUGUAUGCCGACCUGGACGGAGGCUUCAGCCACGCUGCCUGGCUGCUGCCCGGCUGGCUGCCGCUGCCCAGCUUCAGGAAGAGGGACAAAGCCCACAGAGAGAUCAAGAACAUAUUUUUCAAGGUGAUUCAGAAGCGCAGGACGUCUGGAGAGAAAGUGGACGACAUCCUGCAGACCCUCAUUGAUGCCACCUACAAAAAUGGGCGUCCGCUGAAUGAUGACGAGAUAUCUGGGAUGCUGAUCGGUCUCCUCCUGGCCGGUCAGCACACGUCCUCCACCACCAGCGCCUGGAUGGGCUUCUUCAUGGCCAGAGACAAAGACCUGCAGCGGCGCUGCUACGCCGAGCAGAAGGCCGUGUGCGGAGAGGACCUGCCCCCCCUCGACUUUGACCAGCUGAAGGAUCUCAGUCUGCUGGAGCGCUGUUUGAAGGAGACCCUGCGGCUCCGCCCACCCAUCAUGACCAUGAUGAGGAUGGCUCGCUCUCCUCAGACUGCUGCAGGAUACACCAUCCCGGUGGGCCACCAGGUCUGCGUCUCCCCAACCGUCAACCACCGUCUGCACGACACCUGGAGCGAGAGGAUGGAGUUCAACCCCGACCGCUACCUGAGUGAGACCCUGAUCGGAGAGAACAAGUUUGCUUAUGUGCCUUUUGGAGCCGGCCGUCACCGCUGCAUCGGGGAAAACUUCGCCUACGUCCAGAUCAAAACCAUCUGGUCUACUCUGCUGCGCAUGUACGAGUUCGACCUGGUGGACGGAUAUUUCCCCAGCAUCAACUACACCACCAUGAUCCACACCCCCCACAACCCCGUCAUCAGAUACAAGAGGAGGACGCAGUGAGAGGCCAGGAAACAUCCCACAUGUUCAGAAACAAGCUUGAUGGGACUUAAAAUGAGGAAACGAUCCACAUUUGCACUUCCUUGAAUGUCCAACCUGUGCUAUUAUCCUUCUUUUUUUCCAAGUUUGGAGUCGAGCUGCGAUGGAGCGUUUAGGCAGGUGGGAGGGAUCACAGAGCAGGAAACAGCAAGUUCCCAGAAAGGUGGCAAAAGAAUUGAUCCUCAUCACUGUGAGCCAGAGUAUAUAUGCAAUUAAGCAAGAACAGGCAAUAAUAUUUAUACAUUUCCCUUUAUCAAGUUUGGAAAUAAUUCAGAUUUAUAGGCUCAUAAAGGGGAGUUGUUUUCAUUAACUGUAAAAACGUGGCGACCAAGAAGCGCCAUUGUCGUGUAGAUGUGACAAUGUGGGCUUCACAGUGUCACAGUGGUUAACGCUCGCCCUCACAGCAGGAAGUCACCAGUUUGAUUCCAUCCUUUGCUGCCUUGCUGUGUAUGUGUGGGUCUGGUUUUCUCCCACAGCCUUCGCCCGGAAGUCAGAUCUGCUUCUCUGAGCGCUGUCCAACUUAUUUUCCCAGUGGGAAGUUCUGAGUUUAAAGGCAUCCACAUGUAUUUUUCCCCACCUGGAAGUAGGAUAUGUCCCACUUCCCAGUUACUGAUAAGCACAACAUAUGUUUGUAAGUCAGGACAAAAGAUGAAGUUUUCAGUUAUUUGUGUUUUCACUGUGACUCUGAAGCUCUUUCAACAUCUGUGUGCCUUAAUGGUGUGAAAUGACUGAAUUAAACUUUUGCAGUCAUCCCAGGAUGAUUUUUUUUUUCUGUUUUCCAGAUUUAUGUCCAGGGAGUGAUAUAGUGAAGAAAAAAACCUGUGAAAUUUAAUAAAACUGCAGGAUGAUGUUUUUAAGAAACAGCAGGUGCUGAAACUGCACCUCCCAGGUUGAUUUACAGCUUUUUGACAUUUGACACGAGCUUCCUUUGAACUGAUGUUUAUCCUUGUAUCAGCUCAUCCGGCACACGCAGCUUUCUGAAAAUGUCAUUAAAUCACUUUUUCAAAACCUAAUAUAGCAGCUUCAUUCCGUGGGCCAUAUCGAACAGUCUCGUGACCCAGGUUUGGCUCACGGGCCAUAUUUUGGACAACUGUGCUCGACGGACCAGAACUGAUCAGCUCUUAUGUAAAUGCUGUAAUUUCCAUUUUUCUGAGAAUUGUUUGCACUUUUUGGAGAUGGAUGCCUGGAAAUCGGAUCUUAUGGUGAAACGUAAUGUUUCAUUGUUGUUGAUAUUCAGAUGUUGCAUAAUAAAGAUGAA